GUUUAAAGCUGAUUUCCCUGGCCUCAAAAGAUAGGUGAAGCACGGGCUCUCUUGGUUUGUUCCCAAUCCCUGCUCCUGCUGGCUAGAUAACUUUGGAAUGGGAAACAAGCCUGUGAAGGAAGCAGAGCAAGAACAAGAAGGGAUUUACUUGAAGAUUGUGCCACCUUUGGAAAUGAAGCAGGAACCAGAGAAGAUUCUUUUGGAGUUUAAGCAAGAAGCAGAGCAAAAAGUGAAGCAAAAAGUGAAGCAAGAACAAGAGGAGAUUCUACUGAAGAUUGUGCCCCCUCUAGACCAAGCAUAUGUACGGUGGCUCGUUAGGGAUCUUAAGAGGGUUCAUGGCUUCACUCCAACAAAGACAUGUGCAGUGACACCACCAGAUCAUUACAUUGAGUACAUGCGCUUGAAUGGGUGGUUGGAUGUGGACUUGGACGAUCCAGAUCUGGCUCAUCUGUUCAAAUAACGGGAUCAUGAGGUAAGUUUGUCUGAAUCAUGUUUAAAUGCCUUGUAGAAACUACAUUUGAUUGAUGAUCUUAACAUUGAAUUUAUUCAAUGAUGUAGUUUGAAACUUUAUGUUGAUGGUUGAAUCUUUCUUGCAAACUAGAUGUUAUAUAAUAUUGAAGACAAUGAGAUGAGGGUUUUUGAAAAACCCUAUCAAUAAUCCGCAUUGCUCGUAGAUUCCUCUUCAAGUGACCGCACAUUCAAUUGCUUUUUCCUGUUAAAACUUUGCACCAAGAUCAAGGCCUCCUUGAGAGAAAGGGACAGACGAGAAAACUAGAGGAAGAAAUUAAAGAGGAGCUGGAGAU
Molecule: messenger RNA, 803 nt
Organism: Rubroshorea leprosula
Lineage: Eukaryota; Viridiplantae; Streptophyta; Magnoliopsida; Malvales; Dipterocarpaceae
Source: the annotation of a GenBank genome assembly